Messenger RNA from Hyposmocoma kahamanoa, 896 nucleotides. RefSeq lists its product as uncharacterized. Lineage: Eukaryota; Metazoa; Arthropoda; Insecta; Lepidoptera; Cosmopterigidae. The transcript has 5 exons. The record is from RefSeq and is a predicted model, not a curated record. The coding region runs from base 198 to 896 and encodes 232 amino acids.
UACCUACCAAUCUAAAGUUGGUGAACGAAUGAGAACGACCGUUUUGUUUUUGAGAUAGUAAAGUAAAAAUUACUAAAAACGACGUUAAAUUAAUGAGGUGAAAACGCUGGUGUUUAACUAUAUUGAAAUGCGUUACUCUUCUAAUUAAAGACGAGUUUUUAUUAUAUUGUGGUAUAGUAUUGUUAUGACGUAUAACAAUGGCGAAUUUGGAAGACGAAAUACGAGAUCUUCGGGAGAAAAACAGCGAAUUGGUACAAGAGGUACAAUACUUGAAGAUCGCUGACGCUCAGAGGCAAAAGGAAAAUUUGGAAUUGAUGAGAGAAAACAACGAACUACGUUUAAAAUUGAGCCGUCUCAAAAGCGGUGGGGAGGCUCAGGCUCGUAAGCUGGACUCGGCAUUGCAGUCUGCCAGUGCAAAUGCCUUGUCACACUUAGUGCAAGCCUCUGGGGCCAUCGCCAGGACUAUAGAGCUGACCAAGCAGUAUAUACAAGAGCGGCAGGAACUGGAAUCUGCUUCGCCGCGCUGGAGCGCCACGGGCAGCUCGCCCAGCACUGAUAAAGUACAUAAAGUGCCCCCGCUGUUACUGGGUGGCCAGUCCAUACAGCCUGUGGUGGCACUUAGCAGGACAAUACUUGAUUCUAGUACAAGGUCAGUGCCAAGGACGCCAAACCACAAUUCAAGUGUGACUGAGAGAGCCGUGCCCAUUCCUAUGCAUAUGCUUCAAGACCUAUACAUCCCCUUGCAACGAAUAGAUUUGGCUGAGCUGCAGGGGAGCAAUACAGAGACUGAACAGGAGGCUGAUGUAGAUGACAUAAAUGAUAGCAACGAGCAAUCGCUUCUAGCAGAUGAAUCCAAUAACCUAUCAAGAGUGGACGAAUUGGAAGAAUCCUCGUGA